AUGGAAGAAAUUCAGCUAGGGACAACGAUCACUGCUAUCAAAUUUGCGGAAGGUGUAAUUAUUGCAGCUGACUCUCGCACAACAAUAGGCCAAAUGAUUGUAAAUAGAGUAUCAGAUAAACUUACAAAGCUAUAUGACAAAAUUUGGUGCUGCCGUUCAGGCUCAGCAGCAGGCAAAGACAACACACAAGCCAUUGCUGACGUUUUGCGUUAUUACUUAUCUCUUUAUACAAUCCAAAAUAAUCAAGUACCCAGUGUCCAAAUAGCAGCAAACCUUGCAUCAGAAAUUUGCUACCAAAAUAAAAAUUUCCUUUCAGCAGGCCUUAUUAUUGCAGGCUAUGAUCAGAAAAAAGGAGGAGAAGUGUAUUCAAUCCCACUAGGAGGCAGCAUUCAUCAACAAAAUAUUGCUAUUGGUGGAUCAGGAUCUAGUUAUAUAUAUGGAUUCUGCGACAAAAACUUUACUCCCAAUAUGUCCAAAGAAGAGGGGAUUAAAUUUCUUAAAGAAGCUGUAUCUCUUGCUAUAAAAAGAGAUGGAAGCAGCGGAGGAGUCAUUCGAAUGGUGGUUAUUACAAAAGAUAACAUCGAACGUCUUUUCUUUUCUCAAGAAGACAAUACAAUACCAAAUCUUUAA
Messenger RNA from Pneumocystis jirovecii RU7, 630 nucleotides. Its product is annotated as proteasome core particle subunit beta 1. The transcript is spliced from 6 exons. Gene Ontology annotation, molecular function: threonine-type endopeptidase activity. Bases 1 to 630 code for a protein of 209 amino acids. The record is from RefSeq and is a predicted model, not a curated record. Gene Ontology annotation, cellular component: proteasome core complex. NCBI's taxonomy places the organism in Eukaryota, Fungi, Ascomycota, Pneumocystomycetes, Pneumocystales, Pneumocystaceae.